Molecule: messenger RNA, 4212 nt
Organism: Letharia columbiana
Lineage: Eukaryota; Fungi; Ascomycota; Lecanoromycetes; Lecanorales; Parmeliaceae
Exons: 5
Coding region: 1-4212 (1403 amino acids)
Biological process (GO): actin filament organization; vesicle transport along actin filament
Cellular component (GO): myosin complex; actin cytoskeleton; cytoplasm
Molecular function (GO): actin filament binding; microfilament motor activity; ATP binding
Source: RefSeq, a predicted model, not a curated record
AUGUCAACAACAGGUCCUGUCAGCGCCCGAUGGCGCAACAAUGCUUUCGACAGAGGUUCACCUUCCCCUUCGCCAGGCCUGGCGGUGCCCAGUACAAGACCCAGAUCCGCUAUCAUUACCUCGCCUUCGGGCACGGGACCCCCUGCAACGCAUAAUCGAAACCAGUCAUUUUCUCCUCCGAGUGGAUCAAGCUUUGCAUCAUUACAGCCGGCGAUGCAGAGAUCGACUUCAACCAGGACGACUCACCAAUUAUCUAACACCUUUGCACCAAAGUUCAUUAAGACCGAAGAAUCUCAAAGGGCUGGUGACAAGAUUGGCGGAAUCGAGGGCGAGAACGACUUUUCUGGAAAACGUUACGUCUGGCUGCGAGACCCACAGUCAGCGUUCGUGAGAGGAUGGGUAGUCGAGGAGCUUCUUGGAGGCCGUUUGCUUGUGCAAUGUGACGACGGGAGCCAACGAGAGGUCGAUUCCGAGACCGUUGAUAAAGUAAAUCCUGCCAAGUUCGACAAGGCAGAUGAUAUGGCAGAGCUCACUCACUUGAAUGAGGCCUCUGUGGUCCAUAAUCUCCAUAUGAGAUAUCAAGCAGAUUUGAUCUAUACCUAUUCUGGCUUGUUUUUGGUCACCGUCAAUCCGUACUGUCCCCUGCCUAUUUACACCAGCGAUUAUAUGAAGAUGUACAAGGGGCGCAGCAGGGAAGAUACAAAACCUCACAUAUAUGCCAUGGCUGAUGGUGCCUUUCGGAAUCUGAUCGAGGAGGGUGAGAAUCAGAGCAUUUUGGUCACUGGCGAGUCAGGUGCUGGCAAAACUGAGAACACUAAGAAAGUCAUUCAAUAUCUUGCAGCCGUAGCAACUUCUGACUCUCCAGGGGUAAAAUCUGGAGGACGGCAAUUCUCUAACCUUUCGCAGCAGAUCUUGAGGGCCAACCCGAUUCUAGAGGCUUUUGGGAAUGCCCAGACUGUACGCAACAACAAUUCUUCACGUUUCGGGAAAUUCAUUCGUAUUGAGUUUACACGGUCAGGACAAAUCGCAGGAGCUUUCAUUGACUGGUAUCUGCUAGAGAAAUCUCGAGUCGUAAAGCUCAACUCCAGUGAAAGAAAUUAUCACGUGUUCUACCAAUUGCUUAGAGGGGCAGACCGACGCAUGAAGGAAGACUUCAUGAUCGCUGAUCUAGGAGUGGAGGAUUUUAUCUACACGAGAGGUGGUAACGAUAUGAUUGCUGGAGUCUCAGAUGUUGAUGAGUGGAGCUCGUUGCUGGAGGCUUUCCAUAUCAUGGGCUUUUCUGAAAAGGAGCAGCGAUCUGUGCUCCGUACUGUCGCUGCAGUUUUGCUCCUUGGUAACGUCACAGUGAUGAAGGAGAGCAUGCGGGCCGAUCAAGCCACACUCACGGAAGAUGCUCAUGCACAAGCCAAGAAAGUCUGCCGGCUGCUCGGAAUUGCCGUUGAGCCUUUUAUUCAAGGAUUGCUUCACCCAAAAGUCAAGGCCGGUAGAGAGUGGGUCGAGAGAGCUCAAACGCCAGAACAGGUCCGCUCAUCUUUGGAUGCCUUGUCGAAGGGUAUCUACGAACGAGCUUUUGGCGAUCUCGUGUCUCGGAUCAAUCGUCAGCUUGACCGGACUGGUAUGGGCCUUGAUGAUUCCCACUUCAUCGGAGUCUUGGAUAUCGCCGGUUUUGAGAUAUUUGAAGAGAAUAGCUUCGAGCAACUGUGCAUCAAUUACACCAACGAGAAACUUCAGCAAUUCUUCAACCACCACAUGUUUGUCCUCGAGCAAGAAGAGUAUGCAAGGGAGCAAAUUGAGUGGAAAUUCAUCGAUUUCGGAAAGGACCUCCAGCCCACCAUUGAUCUCAUUGAGCUCCCAAACCCCAUUGGAAUUUUCUCCUGCCUUGACGAAGACUCCGUCAUGCCAAAAGCUACUGACAGAUCCUUCACUGAGAAGAUGCACUCUUUAUGGGAGCGGAAGACGCCCAAAUAUAGGCCGUCACGUUUAGCUCAAGGAUUCAUCCUGACACACUACGCAGCUGAAGUGGAAUAUUCUACGAUUGGAUGGCUGGAUAAGAACAAAGACCCGCUCAACGACAACAUCACAAAGCUUCUUGCAUCUUCCCAUGACAAACACAUCGCUACGCUCUUUACCGACUGUGCCGACCCUGAUGAGGAUGCCGGCGCAACAAGGAGUCGUGUCAAGAAAGGGCUCUUUAGGACGGUGGCACAACGACACAAGGAACAACUUUCCAGCUUGAUGAAUCAGCUUCACUCCACUCAUCCCCACUUUGUGCGUUGUAUUCUGCCGAAUCAUAGGAAGCGGCCUAAGCAGUUCAGCGCACCGCUUGUCCUCGACCAACUGCGAUGCAAUGGUGUUCUUGAGGGCAUAAGGAUUGCCAGGACCGGCUUCCCCAAUAGACUGCCCUUUUCAGAGUUUCGUCAGCGAUACGAAGUUCUUUGCCGCAACAUGCCUAAGGGCUAUCUUGAAGGUCGAACGGCCGCCCAGAUGAUGCUCGAAAAACUGGAUUUGGACAAUGCUCUUUAUCGAGUAGGCUUAACGAAAGUUUUCUUCAGAGCCGGCGUGCUGGCAGAACUCGAAGAGCAGCGGGACUCUCUCAUUCGGGAUAUCAUGUCUAGAUUUCAAUCAGUCGCAAGAGGAUUUACCCAACGAAGGAUCGCAAACAAGCGCCUGUAUCGAGCGGAAGCGACUCGAAUCAUUCAGCGUAACUUCGCGGUCUACAGCGACCUUUGCAACAAUCCAUGGUGGAGACUCUUCGUUCGGAUGAAGCCUCUGCUAGGUGCUACCAAAACUGCUGGAGAAGUCAGAAAGCGCGAUGAGACGAUUCAGAAGCUGGAGGUCCAAGUGCAGCAGGAGAGUAACGAUCGACUGAGGCUCGAAGAAGAGAGAAGGCGUGCAGAAACCGAAGUCCAACGCAUUCAGCAAACCCUGGAAAGUGAACGCUCACUCGCGCUCGACAAAGAGGAAAUUUUCAAGCGCCUGCAGCAGCGUGAAGCAGAGCUGAUCGAAAAGCUUGCAGGUGCGAUAGAAGAUCAAGAAAGCCUUGAAGACCAGCUCGACGACCUCAUUGAUGCUAAAAAGAGGGCGGAAGAGCAAGCUGAGAAAUGGCGUGGCCAGCUUGAGCAGGCGGGACACAUCAUUAGCAGACUAGAAGCCGACAAGAACGACCUCAUAGACAGAAUUUCCGAUUUGGACGAUCGAAUUAGCGAAAAUGAGAGAGCUAGGACCGAGAAAAAUGAUAGACACGAGGGACUCAUCCAGAACAAUAAGAUGCUAGAGAGCCAAAUGCGCUUGCAAGAACGAAAAGUCUCCGACCUUGAGAGCAAGCUUCUCAAAAUAGAUCAAGACUUGGAUAUCAAGCUAGCUACAACCGCAAAGGACUUGCAGCUCUCACGAAAACAGGUCAAGGAUCUUUUGGACGACAACCGCCAAAUCCGACAACAACUCCAAGAGCUCUCAUCCACUUCCACCGGCUACGAGGAUAUGAUGAGACGGAAGGAGAGCGAGAUUGCUGUAUUGAGAUCGGAUCAAAAGAGGCACGAUGCCGAGCGCAUGACACUGGAGGCGGAGCGAAGCAUGUUCGCUUCUCGGCAUGAUAACAUCCAGACACGGUUGCGUGAGAUCCAGGCGGAAGUUGAUGCUACCAAAUCGCAAAAAGCUCAACUAGAAAGGGAGGCAGCAGAUACCAAGAGAGUCCUUGAUGCCAAGUUAUCUGAGGACACACAGGCCAGCAAUAGCCGCAAGAUGUUGAACGGCCAGAUAGAGGAUCUUAAGGUGGAGCUGUUCCAAGUCCAGGCGGAGCUCAGUCGCGAGAGACAGUCUAGGGACGACGUCCAGAUGCUAAGUGAUCACAAGAUGACGGCCUUGAAGGAGGAGUAUCAGAAUCUCAACGAAUCGAAGAUAACCAUCGAGAAAGAGCUUUAUGUGCAACAAGAUACUCUCCGCCGUGCAGUUGAAGCACGGGCUAAUGCUGAGAAAAGUCGUAAAGACCUGCAAACGGAACUGAAAAAGCUGCGUGAGCGCUUCGUGGAGGCGGAGUCCUCAAGACUGCAGGCCGAGACAGCAAUGGAGCGUAGCAUUUCUCGGCAAGCGAAUGAGCGUCAAGCCACCCUUAGAAAGGAGCUAGGCCGAUUAACAGCGUCAGAGAAUGACAAUCGUUGCACUUUUGAACAAAGUUCAGCAGAAGAACCUAGACAUUGCAAGAUCAAAUUCUAG